AUGAAAUAUAUAUUAGUAUCUGGUGGUGUUAUUUCUGGUAUAGGAAAAGGCAUAUUUGCCUCUUCUUUAGGAGUUUUGUUAAAAACCCUUGGGUUAAGAGUGACUGCUAUAAAAAUAGAUCCUUAUAUGAAUAUCGAUGCAGGGACUAUGAGUCCUAUCGAACAUGGGGAGGUUUUUGUAUUAAAUGAUGGUGGAGAAGUUGAUCUUGAUUUAGGCAACUAUGAACGUUUUCUGGACGUAACUCUUACCAAAGAUAAUAAUAUUACCACAGGAAAAAUUUAUCAACAAGUUAUCCAGAAGGAGCGUAAAGGGGAAUAUUUGGGCAAAACAGUUCAAGUGGUUCCGCAUAUUACUGAUGCAAUUCAAGAAUGGAUUGAACGUGUAGCUAUGAUAUCAGUCGAUCACAGCGGUGAAAAACCCGAUGUUUGCAUCAUCGAACUUGGUGGUACCGUUGGUGACAUAGAAUCCGCACCAUUUAUAGAAGCCAUGCGUCAAUUUCAAUUUCGAGUGGGACAUGAGAAUUUUGCUUUGGCACAUGUUUCGUUGGUACCUAUCAUCGGACCAGUCGGAGAACAAAAGACCAAACCUACUCAGACCACCAUCAGAGAAUUGAGGGCUUUGGGUUUAUCUCCGGACUUGGUUGGUAACGGCCGUAAUGAUUCAAGAAUGUUUUCUCGAAUAAAAUAUCAAUUAAAACGUCAUAUUAAUUUACAGAUUGCAUGUCGUUGCUGUAAGCCAUUAGAACCUGAAGUACGUGGAAAGAUAUCUAUGUUUUGUCAUGUUGGAAAAGAACAAGUUAUCUCAGUUAGAGAUGUUCUUUCAACCUAUCAUGUACCUCUUUUGUUGAAAGAGCAAGGUGUAUUGAGUUUCUUUCGUAAAAGGCUUGAUCUGAAUAUCAUGCACAUUUCCACAGAACAGCGAAUCAAGGGCGAAUGCAUAUUAAAAGAAUGGACAAAAUUAACAGAAGAUCACGACCGCCUUAAUAAAUCUGUCACAAUCGUGUUAGUAGGCAAAUAUACUAAUCUUCAAGAUUCGUAUCUUUCCGUAAUUAAGGCAUUAGAACAUUCUGGUUUAAAAUGUGAGCGAAAACUGAUACUAAAGUGGGUAGAAGCAUCCGAAUUAGAACAUAAGUAUGAAAAGAUAAAUCCUGAAAAGUAUCGCGAAGCUUGGAAUCUCUUGUCUUCUGCUAAUGGUAUUUUAGUUCCUGGAGGAUUUGGGAAUCGGGGAACGGAGGGUAAAAUUACUGCAGCAAAAUGGGCACGAGAAAAAAAGAUUCCGUAUUUAGGUAUAUGUCUUGGAUUACAGAUAGCAGUGAUUGAAUUUGCACGUAAUGCUUGUGGAUUUUCAGAUGCGAACUCGGAAGAAUUCGAACCAGAUGUUACGCAUAAGAUUGUGAUCAAUAUGCCUGAAGUGUCCCUUAUUCAUCUUGGAGGAACUAUGAGAUUAGGCAUGCGAUCCACUAUAUUCCAAGACGGUACGGAAAAAUGGUCAAUAACACGCAAACUUUACGAGGCCUCCAAUUUCAUUGCUGUUGGUAAAAAACACAUUGAUGAACGUCAUAGACAUAGAUAUGAAGUGAAUCCAGAAUAUAUAUCUGCUUUAGAAGAAAAAGGAAUGCACUUCGUAGGUCGUGAUGAGACCGGCAAGAGAAUGGAAAUUAUGGAAUUAAAAGGUCACCCAUUUUUCGUUGGUACACAAUAUCAUCCCGAAUAUCUUAGUCGACCUUUAAAGCCUUCCCCGCCAUUACUUGGGUUUGUUAUGGCAUCAGCAGGGUUAUCAUUGGAUAAUAUAUUUCAGAAUUAG
Messenger RNA from Racocetra persica, 1803 nucleotides. NCBI's taxonomy places the organism in Eukaryota, Fungi, Glomeromycota, Glomeromycetes, Diversisporales, Gigasporaceae. The record is from the annotation of a GenBank genome assembly.